AUGGCAGACGGAAAUGACUCCAACGGACAAGUCAAAGUCUUUACCUCUGCAGACCGCAUCCGCCAAUUGAACGAAAUCGACAAGGAUGUCGCCAAACUUAUCCACUCCGCCGGCCUCGCAAUACAAGCACUCACAAACGCACGAGCGGGCGAUUUGUCUGCAACCGAUACCUCUCUCGAUUCACACAAAGCUCGAUUCAAAGAAGCUACGUCACAGUACUUUGCCCUGCUCUCGUCUAUCGAUGUCCGGUUACGCCGUCAGGUCUACGCGUUAGAGGAAGCUUCGAUACUUGCGCCGGAUUCAUCUUCACGGGGCGGCGAUCUUGCGGGCGCGGGCGCGGGGGCCUCGAAUGUGUCAAACCCGUUGGAUGUGAGUUGGUUGAACAGUCGGAAGGAUACUGUGGGCAAGGAGAAAGAGGCAGAGCUUUGGGCCGCUGCUAGGGAAUUUGUUCAGCAGAUGGAACAGGUACAAUCCGGGGAUAAGGACAGAGUAAAGGUAGAGGGAGGGCAGGAGAACAUGGAGGUCGAUUAA
Messenger RNA from Aspergillus calidoustus, 531 nucleotides. NCBI's taxonomy places the organism in Eukaryota, Fungi, Ascomycota, Eurotiomycetes, Eurotiales, Aspergillaceae. The record is from the annotation of a GenBank genome assembly.